UUUCUACAUGGCGAAUCCUUUGGAUGUCGGCCCUUGCUUGAGCUGGAAUUUCAGGCCUUCUUCCGUCGUGCCAGCGCCACGGGCACGCCAUGCAUUGCGCAUGUUUCAGCCAUUUCCAGCAGCGUUGCUGGUGGCUGCAACGACCACACGGAGACGAUUUGCUCAUGCUCCCCGCGCCGCGUUUUCGAAAUGGUCUUCGCAUGAGAGCACGUUAAUCCUCGGCCCUGGCAGAAGCAAGGAUUUUUGGAAACUCCUUCGCGCUGGUGUUGAUGUGUUCAGCACCAAAUCUCUGGGUAUAGAGACGAAACAGAGGCUACGGGCCUUUCCCAGUGAUGCCUUCCAUGCGGCCCUGCGGCCCGAGGCUGUGGUGUCGGUGACCGGAACUGCUGCAGGGAGUGCAGUGAUGGCGGUGACUGGCACUGGGCGUGCCAUGGAGGUAGCUGUACGCGAAGAAUUGGGGCCUGAGCGUGGGACAACCAAGUUUCUCCUCCAACUUCAGGAUGGUCUUUCAGUGGAAGCGGUCCUUGUGCCGCAAGUAGAAGCAGAGAGGGAGCGCCGGGAGCGACGGGAUGGAAGGAAAGCGAGUUCCACUACAAUUUGUGUCAGCUCCCAGGUGGGUUGUUCACAGGGCUGCCGUUUUUGCAAGACCGCCACCAUGGGCAUCCUGCGGAAUCUACAUCCGGACGAGAUCUUGGCACAGGUGGUGCAAGGCAUUCGCUUGGCUGAAGAGAUGGGUUUGCCCAGGCCAAGCAACGUGGUGCUGAUGGGCAUGGGUGAGCCCUUGGCAAACUUCCCAGCUGUUAUGCCAGUGGUGGAGGCUUUGACGGAUCCCAUGCGUUUCGCCAUGAGCAGCAAGAAGGUAGUUCUAUCCACCGUGGCACCUUCACCGGCGCAGGUGCGGAUGCUGCAUCGGCUGCAGCGCUGCCAGCUCGCGUGGUCCUUGCAUUGCGUGGAUGAUGUGCUUCGGCGGCAGUUGGUGCCCUCCGCCCGCUUUUCGGUCGUCGAGCUGCGCGAGGCCUUUGGCGAGGUGCUGGCGGCGCGCGAGAAGCGCGGCCGGCGGCUGAUGGUGGCAGUGGUGCUGCUACGAGGCAUCAACGACCGCGUGACGGAUGCCGAGGCGCUGGCGAGUUUCCUGGAACCCUUGACGCAGCUCGGGGUGAAACUGAUCCUUGAUUUGAUCCCUUACAAUGACACGGGCAUUGAAGGAUUCCAUCGACCAUCGCCGGAGGCUGUGAUGGCAUUCAAGGAAGCGGUGUGGUCCAAGUUGCCUGCACUCUGCGUUUAUGUUCGUCAUCCGCGCGGGGAGGAUGCUGCGGCAGCUUGUGGACAACUGGCCACCCAGAAACGCCCGAGCAGAGCAACCACUCCGGUACAGAAAAGGGGCAUAGCCACCGCAGCACGCAGGCCUCAUGCUCCCCAAGCCGAUGCGCUGCCAGAGAGUUCCUUGGCGACUAGUCAUUUCGAUUGUGGUGCUAGCUGCUCCCUGCAUGGGUUGAUCAGAGUCUUUCAAUGGCUGGUUGGCCGUUUUGUUCACGGACUAUUUUCAGUUGGCGCAGUUUUGUAGUCGAAACUUUGGACACCUGGGAUGCUGAUACAAACCACGUACUGGUUGC
Molecule: messenger RNA, 1613 nt
Organism: Cladocopium goreaui
Lineage: Eukaryota; Dinophyceae; Suessiales; Symbiodiniaceae
Source: the annotation of a GenBank genome assembly